This is a messenger RNA of Silurus meridionalis, 2072 nucleotides long. Its product is annotated as prenylcysteine oxidase-like. The coding region runs from base 328 to 1830 and encodes 500 amino acids. Gene Ontology annotation, molecular function: prenylcysteine oxidase activity. Gene Ontology annotation, biological process: prenylcysteine catabolic process; prenylated protein catabolic process. NCBI's taxonomy places the organism in Eukaryota, Metazoa, Chordata, Actinopteri, Siluriformes, Siluridae. The transcript is spliced from 6 exons. The record is from RefSeq and is a predicted model, not a curated record.
UGUAGUAGGUGUAAUGCUGCUGUACGCAAAGGACAGAUGAAAUGCUGCGGGAAAGAAAAAGUGACAAAAUAUUUGGAAGCAUUACGUCAUGACGCUACGGUCAGCGGAAGCACGUGACUUUGACACAUCGGACAGAAUUGGCAGGCUGCUUCGCUUCCGAUGAAGUGAAACGUUCUGGAAACACGAUCAUUCAUCUCCGACAUUUUAGCUUGUGCACUGCGGUCCGUGGAUUUCAGUGUAGUUUCUGGAUGAAAUUUUCCUGUGAGGCUGUGCUUCAGUAAUGGACGUCAGCUGUUCCUGUUCUACUGCCUGAACAUAUCUAGCGCCAUGCUGCUCUACACUUCAGUAGGGUUUCUCUCUUUACUAUGCGCGGGUCCAGCGCUGGGGGAUUCAGGGUUUGCACAGCUGGACGGCACACCGCCUUCUAAAAUCGCUGUCGUUGGCGCUGGAAUCGGCGGAACAGCGACAGCGCACUUCCUGCGGCAGCAUUUUGGACCGGAAGUGCGCAUUGACGUGUUUGAGAAGCAGGAGGUCGGCGGUCGCCUGGCAACUGUCACCGUUAACAACCAAGCCUACGAAACUGGCGGCUCCAUCAUUAAUUCCCUCAACGUACACAUGCAGGACUUUGUGAAGCAGCUGGGGCUGAAAUAUCGAAAGAGUGUGGCAGGCAAGAUGGCCGUCUUUAAUGGUAAGGAGUUCAUUCUGGAAGAGACUGACUGGUACUUGCUGGACCUCUUCCGCCUGUGGUGGCGUUAUGGCAGCAGCUUUAUCCGGAUGCAAAUGUGGGUCGAGGAGAUAAUGGAAAAGUUCAUGAGAAUCUAUAAAUACCAGGGUCAUGGUUAUGCGUUCAGUUCAGUGGAGGAGUUACUGAAUUCGCUCGGAGGUUCAGGAUUUCUCAACAUGACCCGCCGCUCUCUGUCCGAGUCUCUACUGGAGUUGGGUGUGUCUCAGCGGUUCAUUGAUGAAGUCGUUGCUCCAAUUAUGUGGGUCAACUACGGCCAGAAUGUCAGUAUACCAGCAUUUGUUGGUGCUGUUUCACUAGCUGGGGCACAGACAAAUCUGUGGGCAGUGGAAGGAGGAAAUAAAUUAGUGUGCUCCGGACUUCUAAAACUAGCAAAGGCAAACCUGAUCCAUUCACAAGUUACCUCCAUUUCCCUUCAUUCAACAGGUGACACCCACCAGUACAAGCUCAGUUACACCACUCAAACUGAGAUUGCAUCAGACAUCUAUGACAUAGUUAUCAUAGCCACUCCUCUCCAGCAAAACGUAAACUCAGGAAUCUCUUUCUUAGGCUUUGAACUCCAGCUGCCAGAGAUAACUGGGUCUUACCACACAAUGGUGGCCUCAAUUGUCCAUGGUUAUCUCAACUGCUCUUACUUCGGCUUUCCUGACCCUAAGCUUUUCCCCUUCACGAGUGUGCUGACAAGCGAAACGGCUAGUCUGUUCUUCAACAGUGCCUCUAGCAUCUGCCCCGUCAACAUCAGCACUGGAUUUCGACGCAAACAGCCACAUGAGGCCAGAGUCUACAAAGUCUUUUCCCCUAAACCACUGGAGAAGGAUGAGCUAAAGACCCUAUUUAAGUCUUACUACUCUGUACAGGUCAUUGAAUGGAAGGCAUACCCUCGUUAUGGAAGCUCUCAGGAAAUAUCACCUAUGAUCCUGCAUGAAAGUCUUUACUACCUCAAUGGAAUUGAAUGGGCUGCAAGUGCAAUGGAGAUGAGCUCUGUGUCUGCUAAAAACAUUGCGCUUUUGGCUUACCAUCGCUGGAAUAGGCAGCACGAGAUGAUUGACCAAAUUGACCUUAUGCACAAGAUCAAGACAGAACUGUAAAAUUUUCUGACCAACAAUAAUUUUCUGUAAAAAUCCUGCUAGCACAAGCUAGAGACUGUGGAAGACAUUGCUUUUUGCACAUCUAUUACAGUAUUUCCAGUCAUUGUUCUGACAAGAUGGUUACGUCUGUAUCUAAAAGAAAACGCAGCUAAAGUGGUUUUUUUUUUUUAUGUUGGAAUGUUACUGAUAUUUUUUUGUUUGUUUGAGUGAUUUCUAGUUGGAAUAAAGACCAUUUAAUUUGU